AUUCAAAAGUGUUUAGUUUUUCAUAGCAGCAAGUCGUCGUUGUUGGUUUUAUUCACAAGUCAGCUAAUUUUACAAAGAAAUUGCAUAAGUCAUACUUGCAUACCAACAUACAUAUAUGCAUACAUAGUUACUAUCUUGCUGGUGCAGUGAAGUGUAGCUUACAGUAAUUCGCGAUCAGCAGUUUUUCGCUUUAGCUGAAUUUAUUAUUUGUUGUUAACUACCGGCGAGUGAAAGGAAAGCAUUUUCCAAGAAAAGAAAAAAAAACGGAAGAAAUUACAAACAGUGCUAGUGCAAGUGCAAGUGCAAAGCAGUGCAACGAAAGUCAUGGCUCAACCACUACGUAUUGCCAUUAUUGGGCAGAGCAAUUUUGCCGCCGAUGUGUUGGAGCUAAUAUUAGAGAAGAAGUACAAUGUUGUGGGCGUUUUUACCAUACCUGAUAAGGGUAGCCGUGAAGAUAUCUUAGCCACUACAGCAGCAGGUCAUAACAUUCCUGUCUUCAAGUUCGCUUCAUGGCGUAAAAAGGGUGUUGCCUUACCGGAAGUAUUGCAGAAAUACAAAUCUGUAAAAGCUACACUCAACGUACUACCCUUCUGCUCACAAUUUAUACCAAUGGAAGUUAUUGAUGGUGCCGAUUUGGGUAGCAUUUGUUAUCACCCUUCCAUAUUGCCACGUCAUCGUGGCGCUAGUGCUAUACAGUGGACAUUGAUUGAAGGUGAUGCAGAUGCUGGCUUCACUAUCUUCUGGGCUGAUGAUGGACUCGACACUGGUCCAAUUUUAUUGCAAAAGCAAGCGCCAGUUGAACCCACCGAUACGCUGGAUACUAUCUAUAAGCGAUUCCUCUACCCCGAGGGUGUAAAGUCGAUGGGUGUGGCUGUUGAUAUGGUAACUGCUGGUACGGCACCAAAAAUCACACAAACCGAAAUAGGUGCCACCUAUGAUCCAGCCAUGUUUAAAGAAGAGAAUCAAUUUGUUGAUUUGCAUCAGCCUGCCAGAAAUAUAUUUAACUUCGUGCGCGGCUUGGACUCACAGCCAGGUGCUCUAGCGAUUGUAUUGAAUUUGAAUGGUAGUGAGGAGAAGAUACGCUUGUUCGGCGCGCAUAUAUACUCCGCUGGACCAGUUAAGCAGUUGGGCUCACUGAAACUUAAAGGUCUAAAGACGCCUGCUUAUAUACAUCAAGAUGGCUUACUCAUACAGGGUACAGAUGGUAACUUUGUAAAUGUACGUCGCAUCAAGAAGGGUUCCAAGAUGAUUAACGCUGCCGAUUGGUUCAAACAAAGCGAUCAACCACAGAUCACUGAGUUCAGCGAAGAUGAAUUGUUGAAGAAAGAGAUUUUGCGCAGUGUUUGGAAUUCCAUACUUAAGGCGCCAAUUGAAGCAGAAACUGACUUUUUUGCAGCCGGUGCUGGUUCCAUGGAUGUGGUGCGUCUCGUAGAGGAGUGUAAGGAUGCUUUCGAUGUGCCUUUAGAGAAUGAACAUGUCUUUAUGGCACCAGUUUUUGAAGAAUUUUUUGUCGAAAUCGUAAAGAGUUUACGUCAAGGCAGCUCUGCAUCAGGAGUUGAGGUGCCUUUCGAAGGUUAUAUUAUGCGCGCUAACAAACGUGAAAUUCCCGUGCCAACACAACUUUUUAUUAAUGGUGAAUUUCUGAAUGCUGAGCGCAACGCCACCUUGGAUAUUAUAAAUCCCACCAAUGAAGAACUGAUUUGUAAGGUCGCUUGUGCAUCGCGCAAUGAUGUCGAUAAGGCAGUCCAAGCAGCUCAUAAUGCGUUUUACGGUUCGUGGAAGCAAGUGUCGGCACGUCAACGUGGCCAGCUUAUGAUGAAACUUGCUGAUCUAAUGGAGCAAUACAAAGAGGACUUGGCCACAAUUGAAUCUGUGGACUCGGGUGCAGUAUAUACGCUGGCUUUGAAAACACACAUCGGCAUGUCCAUCGAUGCAUGGCGCUACUUCGCUGGCUGGUGUGACAAAAUACAAGGUAGCACCAUACCAGUGAACCCAGCUAGGCCCAAUAAUGUGUUGACAUAUACAAAGCGCGAACCAAUUGGUGUGACCGGUUUGGUAACGCCAUGGAAUUAUCCACUCAUGAUGUUGUCUUGGAAAAUGGCCGCAUGUAUUGCCGCCGGCAAUACCUGUCUGAUCAAGCCAGCACAAACAUGUCCAUUGACAGCGCUUAAAUUUGCUGAACUUACUGUAAAAGCUGGUUUCCCACCUGGUGUUAUUAAUGUAGUUCCCGGUCAAGGUUCCGGCGCAGGUCAAGCCGUUGCCGAUCAUCCUUUGAUACGUAAAUUGGGUUUCACUGGCUCAACACCCAUCGGAAAGGUGAUCAUGAAGUCUUGCGCUGACUCCAAUCUCAAGAAGUGUUCAUUGGAGUUGGGUGGCAAGAGCCCAUUGGUUAUAUUCGCUGACUGUGAUUUGGACAAAGCCAUUAAGCAUGGUAUGUCAUCGGUCUUCUUCAAUAAGGGUGAAAACUGUAUUGCUGCCGGUCGUCUCUUCGUUGAAGAUCGCAUUCACGACGAGUUUGUACGCCGUGUUGUUAAAGAUAUCCGGACAAUGACCAUUGGUGAUCCUCUAAAUCGUUCCACAGCGCAUGGCCCACAAAACCAUAAGGCGCACUUUGACAAAUUGAUUGAGUUCUGUCGACGUGGUGUUAAGGAAGGCGCCACCUUGAUAUAUGGUGGUAAAGCUGUACCUAAUACCAAGGGUUACUUCUUCGAGCCGACAGUUUUCACUAAUGUCGAGGAUGAAAUGUUCAUUGCCAAGGAAGAAUCUUUCGGUCCCAUUAUGAUUAUUUCCAAGUUCAAUGGCAGCGAUGUGGACUCAGUGAUGAAGCGUGCUAAUCGUAGUGAAUACGGUUUAGCCAGUGGCGUUUUUACGAAGGACAUCAGCAAAGCUCUAUCUUUUGCCGAACGUAUUGAGGCGGGUACGGUGUUUGUGAAUGUUUACAACAAGACUGAUGUGGCGGCGCCAUUUGGUGGUUUCAAACAAAGUGGUUUUGGCAAGGAUUUGGGGCAAGAGGCGCUAAAUGAGUAUUUAAAGACAAAAUGUGUGACGAUUGAAUUUUAGAGCGAACCAGCAAUGGCGAUACCGUAAAAUAAGUAAGAAUGCAAUGGAAGGCUGUAAGAGUAGUCGGCAUGAUACAUAUAUAAAUGUAGGGCAGCUAUUAAAGACUUUUAUGAAUUUACGUGAAGAAUGCUAAACAGAAAAUUGGUAGAAGUAAUAUUUUUGAAAAUAAUUGUUUUAUAUUUUAAUCAUAAUUAUUAUAACUUGUUAUACAAGUAAAUAUUUGUAAGUUUACUUUAAAAAUAUUGUUAUUAGAUAUUGUACGGAAAAUUUCCAAAAUAAAAUUUUAAUUAAUUAAA
Molecule: messenger RNA, 3356 nt
Organism: Bactrocera oleae (olive fruit fly)
Lineage: Eukaryota; Metazoa; Arthropoda; Insecta; Diptera; Tephritidae
Product: cytosolic 10-formyltetrahydrofolate dehydrogenase
Biological process (GO): biosynthetic process; 10-formyltetrahydrofolate catabolic process; one-carbon metabolic process
Cellular component (GO): cytoplasm
Molecular function (GO): formyltetrahydrofolate dehydrogenase activity; aldehyde dehydrogenase (NAD+) activity
Source: RefSeq, a predicted model, not a curated record